AUGUAUUAUGUUGCCAAGUCCAUCUUCCGCUAUGCACUCUAUUACCUUGCGCAACCAAUACCCUUUUUCUGCGUUGCUCUGACCCUUUUGCUGAUUUCUAGUAUUCUGAAAUCUAAGUUUCCUACUCGUCCCCCUGCGACUACCAAGCAAGAUCAGUGGAAGACCGAAAAGCGGAUUUUCCACAAAUCCGACGGUGUUGCAUUUGUCGGCGUCCCCGAGACGUCUGAGCGUUUCUUGGCGGUACUGGACUGGCUGAAGUUCAUCUACACUGUUCUCAAAGUCAUUGUAAACAUUGUAUCUUUGGGUGGCAUGUUGUAUCUGUCUUUCGGCGGCAUUUAA
Molecule: messenger RNA, 339 nt
Organism: Fusarium tjaetaba
Lineage: Eukaryota; Fungi; Ascomycota; Sordariomycetes; Hypocreales; Nectriaceae
Exons: 3
Coding region: 1-339 (112 amino acids)
Source: RefSeq, a predicted model, not a curated record